Molecule: messenger RNA, 12392 nt
Organism: Ornithorhynchus anatinus (platypus)
Lineage: Eukaryota; Metazoa; Chordata; Mammalia; Monotremata; Ornithorhynchidae
Gene: KMT2A
Product: lysine methyltransferase 2A
Biological process (GO): positive regulation of DNA-templated transcription
Cellular component (GO): histone methyltransferase complex; nucleus
Molecular function (GO): DNA binding; protein binding; histone H3K4 methyltransferase activity
Source: RefSeq, a predicted model, not a curated record
AAGAUGGCGCACAGCUGCCGGUGGCGCUUCCCCGCGCGGCCCGGGGCCACCGGGGGCGGCGGCGGCGGGGGGCGGCGGAGCCUGGGGGGCGCCCCGCGCCAACGCGUCCCGGCCCUGCUGCUGCCCGCCGCCCCCGGGACGGCCGCCGGGAUCGCCGCCGCCGCCGCCGCCGCCGCCGCCGGGCCGCCCUCCUCCUCCUCCUCCUCCUCCUCCCCCCCGGCGGCGGGAACCUCCACGGUGCCCGCCGCCCCCUCCUCGUCGUCCUCGUCGUCGUCGUCGUCCUCGUCGUCGUCGUCGUCGUCCUCGUCGUCGUCGUCGGGCCCCGGGCCGCUGCUGCGGGUGGGCCCCGGCUUCGACGCGGCGCUGCAGGUCUCGGCCGCCAUCGGCACCAACCUGCGGCGGUUCCGGGCCGUCUUCGGGGACAGCGGAGGGGGAGGCGGCAGCGGAGAGGAUGAGCAGUUCUUAGGUUUUGGCUCAGAUGAAGAAGUCAAAGUGCGAAGUCCCACAAGGUCCCCUUCAGCUAAAUCCAGUCCUCGGAAGCCCCGCGGGAGACCCAGGAGCAACUCCGACCGGAGCUCGGCCGCCCUCUCGGACGCUUCGUCCGUAUUCACCCCGCUGGGCAAACCAGAGACCAAACCUGGGGAGAAGAUCAAGAGGAAGGAAGCUAAAGGUGGGGAAAAGAGGCGGGGCAGGCCGCCGGCCCUCAGCACCGUGAAGUUUAAGCUCUCCCAAGGGAAGGACGCCGCCGAGGUAGCGAAAGGGAGCAGAGACGACAGCCUGAAGAAAAUGAAGCGCGCCCCUUCCGCCACGUUUCAGCACGCCGCAAAGAUCAAGAAGCUGCGAGCCGGGAAACUGUCCCCGCUCAAGUCAAAGUUCAAGAGCGGGAAGCUGCAGAUCGGCAGGAAGGGGGUGCAGAUGGUCCGGAGACGAGGAAGGCCCCCGUCUUCGGAGCGGCUGAAGGCCCCUUCCCCGCUUCUCAUUAGCUCUCAGCUGGAGAAGCCCCAGAGGGUCCGCAGGGAGAAAGACGGCACCCCGCCGCUCACCAAGGAGGAGAAGACGGCCGUCAGACAGAGCCCCCGCAGGCUGAAGCCCGUGAGGAUCAUCCCUUCCACCAAAAGGACAGACGCCACCAUCGCUAAGCAGCUCCUGCAGCGGGCCAAGAAGGGGGCUCAGAAGAAGAUCGAGAAAGAGGCGGCUCAGCUGCAGGGGCGGAAGGUGAAGACUCAAGUCAAAAACAUCCGGCAGUUCAUCAUGCCCGUGGUCAGUGCCAUCUCCUCGCGCAUCAUCAAGACCCCCCGGCGGUUCAUCGAGGACGAGGACUACGACCCGCCGAUUAAAAUCGCUCGCCUGGAGUCGACGCCGAACAGCCGGUUCAGCGCCCCGUCCUGCGGGUCCUCGGAGAAAUCGAGCGCGGCCUCGCAGCACUCCUCGCAGCUGUCCUCGGACUCCUCCCGCUCCAGCAGCCCCAGUGUGGACACGUCCACGGACUCUCAGGCCUCCGAGGAGCUGCAGGCCCUCUCGGAGGAGCGGAGCGAUACUCCGGAAGGUCGGGCCCCCCUGCCCGUACCCCCGUCCCCAGAAAACGACGGGGGCGGGGGCGGCGGGGGCGGGAGGAGCAGAAGGUUUUCCGUGACCGACAGGGGAUUCGGGCCCCGGGCGACCAAGAAGCUGGCGGGCUUGCAGGGCGCCCCGCCACAGGCGGCCUCCUCUGCCUCUCCCCCGCCCCCCCUGCUCACGCCACCCCCGCCGCUGCAGGCGGCCUCCGGCAUCGCGGACCACACGCCGUGGCUCAUGCCCCCAACGAUCCCACUGGCCUCCCCCUUCCUGGCCGCCUCCGCGGCCCCCAUGCAAGAGAAGCGGAAGUCCAUCUUGCGGGAGCCGACGUUCCGGUGGACCUCUCUGAAGCAUUCUCGGGCAGAGCCCCAGUACUUCUCCUCAGCCAAGUAUGCCAAAGAAGGGCUCAUCCGCAAGCCGAUCUUCGAUAACUUCCGGCCCCCGCCGCUGACCCCCGAGGAUGUGGGCUUCGCUUCCGGUUUCUCGGGCCCCGGCUCCAGCGCUCCGGCCCGUAUGUUUUCGGCCUUGCACUCCGGCACGAGGUUCGACGUGCACAAGCGGAGCCCGCUCCUGCGGGCCCCGAGGUUCACCCCGAGCGAGGCCCACUCCCGGAUCUUCGAAGUGGUCACGAUGCCCGGGAACCGGUCCUCCGCCGGCAGCUCCUCCGCCGGGGGGUCUUCGCGGAAGAGGAAGAGAAGGGUUUUCAGCCCCAUCAGGGCCGAACCCCGGUCCCCUUCGCACUCCAUGAGGACGAGGAGCGGGAGGCUCAGUACCUCCGAGCUGUCGCCCCUCACCCCGCCAUCCUCGGUCGCUUCCUCCUUGAGCAUCUCCGUCAGCCCCCUCGCCGCCAGUGCCUUAAACCCCACCUUCGCUUUUCCUUCCCAUUCCCUGGCCCAGUCCGGGGAGCCUGCCGAGAAGAGCCAGAAAGCGAGGAAGCAGGCGAGCGCCCCGGCAGAGCCGUUCUCGUCCGGCAGCCCGACCCCCCUGUUCCCCUGGUUCACGCAGAGCCCCCAGGCCGAACGAGGGCGGAACAGAGAGCGGCCCGCCGAGGAGCUGGCCAAAGAGCGGGACCCGGACAAGGGCGUGGAGAAGGACAAGGGCCGGGAGAAAGACCGGGAGCGGGAGAAGGAGAACAAGCGCGAGUCGAGGAAAGAGAAACGGAGGAAGGGAGCGGAAGUUCAGAGCGGCGCGGCUCUGUUUCCCCUCGGGAGGGGGUCCAGAGAGAAGGGGGUCGCGGAAGACCUCGCCGCGUCGUCUUCCGCCCGGAAGGCUGCCGGGCGGAAGAAGUCGUCCCCCCUCGAUCCCGGCGUGGAGCUGGCCCCCGGGGCCCUCGUGGAUCCGGUGGCCGUCAAAAGCAAAAUCCUCGUCAAGAAGGGGCGAGGCGGGCCGGACAGGGCCGGCCUGGACCUCGGCCCCGGCGCCCAGGCCCUGGAGAAGGACAGAGUCCUCUGCCUUCCCGUCCCUUCGUCGAGCACCGUUAAACACGCCACUUCUUCCAUCAGCUCCAUGUUGGCUCAGGCGGACAAACUUCCAAUGACUGACAAGAGAGUGGCCAGCCUCCUGAAAAAGGCCAAAGCCCAGCUCUACAAGAUCGAGAAGAGCAAGACGCUCAAGCAGGCCGACCAGCCCAAAGCACAGGGUCAAGAGAGCGAUUCGUCCGAGACUUCCGUGCGAGGGCCCCGGAUCAAGCACGUCUGCAGGAGGGCGGCCGUCGCCCUGGGCCGCAAGCGAGCGGUGUUUCCCGAUGACAUGCCCACCCUGAGUGCCUUACCGUGGGAAGAACGAGAAAAGAUUUUGUCUUCCAUGGGGAACGACGAUAAGUCUUCGAUCGCUGGCUCGGAAGACGCAGAACCUCUUGCUCCACCCAUCAAGCCAAUUAAGCCCGUCACCCGGAAUAAGGCCCCCCAAGAGCCGCCAGUGAAGAAAGGGCGGCGAUCGAGACGGUGUGGGCAGUGCCCGGGCUGCCAGGUGCCCGAGGACUGUGGCAUCUGCACAAACUGCCUGGACAAGCCCAAAUUUGGUGGCCGCAACAUCAAGAAACAGUGCUGCAAGAUGAGGAAAUGCCAGAACCUGCAGUGGAUGCCUUCCAAAGCCUACCUUCAGAAGCAAGCAAAAGCGGCAAAGAAGAAGGAGAAGAAGCCCAAGACCAGUGAAAAGAAAGAGAGCCACUCGGGGAAGACCAGCGUGGACUCUGGCCAGAAGCUGGCGCCUCCAGCGAGGGAGGACCAGGCCCCGAAAAAAAGCGCUGAGCCGCCUCCUCGGAAGCCCGGCCCCGAGGAGAAGAGCGAGGAUGGGGGCGCGCCUCCCGCCGGCCCCGAUUCCAAACAGCCGACCGCACCCGCUGCCAGGAAAGCUGGCAAACAGGUGGCCCCCCAGCCAGCGCAGGCCCCCCCGCCCCCGCCGCCUAGCACAGGACCCCUGAAAAAGGAAGCGCCCAAGACCGCUCCCAGUGAGCCCAAGAAGAAGCAACAGCAGCAGCAGCAGCAGCAACAGCCGUCACCGCCCCCGCCACCGCCGCCGUCACCUCCGCCGCCACCGCCACCUUCCCAGCCAGAUCCAGGACCGGAGCAGGGCAAGCAGAAAAAACCGGCUCCCCGCCCGAGUUUACCCGUGAAGCAGAAACCAAAAGAAAAGGAAAAACCACCUCCGAUCAGCAAGCAGGAGAGCAGUCUGCUGAACUCCCUCACCACCCUCUCCAACGGGAGCACUUCCAAGCAGAAGCCGCAGGCGGAUGGAGUCCACAGGAUCCGUGUCGACUUUAAAGAGGAUUGCGAAGCAGAGAGCGUGUGGGAAAUGGGAGGCUUGGGCAUUCUUACAUCGGUCCCUAUAACACCCAGGGUGGUCUGCUUUCUCUGUGCCAGCAGUGGGCAUGUGGAGUUUGUGUAUUGCCAAGUCUGUUGUGAGCCCUUCCACAAGUUUUGUUUAGAGGAGAGCGAGCGCCCUCUCGAGGACCAGCUGGAAAACUGGUGUUGUCGGCGUUGCAAGUUCUGUCACGUGUGCGGGAGGCAGCACCAGGCCACGAAGCAGCUGCUGGAGUGUAAUAAGUGCCGAAACAGCUAUCACCCUGAGUGCCUGGGACCAAACUACCCAACCAAACCCACCAAGAAAAAGAAAGUUUGGAUCUGCACCAAAUGUGUUCGCUGUAAGAGCUGUGGAUCCACAACUCCAGGCAAAGGGUGGGACGCGCAGUGGUCUCACGAUUUCUCACUGUGUCAUGAUUGUGCCAAACUUUUUGCUAAAGGAAACUUCUGUCCACUCUGUGAUAAGUGCUACGAUGACGACGAUUACGAGAGUAAGAUGAUGCAGUGUGGGAAAUGCGAUCGCUGGGUCCACUCCAAGUGUGAGAACCUUUCAGAUGAGAUGUACGAGAUCCUCUCCAACCUGCCAGAGAGUGUGGCCUACACCUGUGUGAACUGUACGGAGCGGCACCCAGCAGAGUGGAGGCUGGCCCUGGAAAAAGAGCUGCAGAUCUCCCUGAAUCAGGUCCUCACUGCCCUGCUCAACUCCAGGACGACCAGCCACUUGCUGCGUUACCGGCAGUCUACCAAGCCGCCUGACCUAAACCCCGAGACGGAGGAGAGCAUCCCAUCCAGGAGCUCCCCAGAAGGGCCCGAUCCACCCGUCCUGACCGAGGUCAGCAAACAGGAGGAACAGCAGCCCCUGGACCUGGAAGGAGUCAAGAGGAAAAUGGACCAAGGGAACUAUUCUUCUGUGUUGGAAUUCAGCGACGACAUUGUGAAGAUUAUUCAGGCGGCCAUUAAUUCAGAUGGAGGGCAGCCUGAAGUUAAAAAAGCCAACAGCAUGGUCAAGUCCUUCUUCAUUCGGCAAAUGGAACGUGUUUUUCCAUGGUUCAGUGUCAAGAAAUCCAGAUUUUGGGAGCCAAAUAAAGUAACGAGCAACAGCGGGAUGUUGCCGAAUGCAGUGCUGCCGCCUUCCCUCGACCACAACUACGCCCAGUGGCAGGAGCGAGAGGAGAACAGCCGCACCGAGCAGCCCCCGUUGAUGAAGAAGAUCAUUCCAGCUCCCAAACCCAAAGGUCCAGGAGAGCCAGACUCCCCGACUCCCCUACACCCGCCGACACCGCCCAGCAUCUCAAGGGCCGAAGUUGUUGACCGGAGUCGGGAGGACAGUCCUGAAUUGAAUCCACCACCGGGGGUAGAAGACAAUCGGCAGUGUGCAUUGUGUUUGGCCUAUGGGGACGACGGUGCCAACGAUGCCGGCCGGCUGCUUUACAUCGGCCAGAAUGAGUGGACCCACGUGAACUGCGCUCUGUGGUCGGCGGAAGUGUUUGAAGACGAUGACGGCUCCUUGAAGAAUGUGCACAUGGCUGUGAUCCGGGGCAAGCAGUUGAGGUGCGAGUUCUGCCAAAAGCCGGGGGCCACCGUGGGUUGCUGCCUCACGUCCUGCACCAGCAACUAUCACUUCAUGUGCUCUCGAGCUAAGAACUGUGUCUUUCUGGAUGACAAGAAAGUGUACUGCCAGCGACACCGGGACCUGAUCAAAGGCGAGGUGGUUCCUGAGAAUGGAUUUGAGGUUCUUCGACGAGUGUUUGUGGACUUUGAAGGGAUCAGCUUGAGGAGGAAAUUUCUCAGUGGCCUGGAACCGGAGAACAUUCACAUGAUGAUUGGGUCGAUGACGAUCGACUGCCUGGGAAUUCUGAACGACCUCUCUGACUGCGAAGACAAGCUGUUUCCCAUUGGUUAUCAGUGUUCCAGGGUGUACUGGAGCACCACAGAUGCCCGAAAGCGCUGCGUGUACACGUGCAAGAUCGUGGAAUGCCGCCCGCCCGUCGUAGAGCCGGAUAUCAACAGGACCGUCGAGCACGAUGACAACCGGACGAUCGCUCACAGCCCAGCCCCUCCCUCCGAAAUUUUGAAAGCGAGUCGGAGUGCAGCCGAACUUGGAAAGCCUCCGUCCCCAGACCGGCCCCCCCACGUCCAGACCUCCACCUCUUGUUGCUAUCACAUGAUCGCCAAGGGCCGCAGGAUCCGCUCUCCCAGUUAUUCCCCACCGCAGCGCUCCCCUGGCUCCCGGCCGCUGCCGUCUGCAGGGAGCCCUACCCCAACGGCCCACGAGAUUGUCACCGUGGGCGACCCGCUCCUCUCCUCCGGACUGAGAAGCAUCGGCUCCAGGCGUCACAGCACUUCCUCUCUGUCGCCCCAGCAAUCCAGACUCCGAAUGACGUCCCCCCUCAGAGCCGGGAACGCCUCCGCCCGACACGGCGUCUCCUCGGCGCCCGCCGACCACGAGCCGCAGGCUAAGACCGCCGACCGCUUCCAAGGGUCGCAGGCCCCGGGCGCCCCUGCGGGCCAAGGCGCCCCCGCCCCUCCGGGUGCACAGAGGGCAGCGGCCGCAGGCGGGCCGAAGGGGAGCCACUCGGAUGGGCCUCCGGCGGGAGAAUCGAAGCCCGGCGGCGCGGCCGAGUUGCCGGGCAAGGGCUUCUCCUCCAAAGGCGACAGAGCCAGGGUUCUCGGUUCCAAGGGCCCCGAGGGAUCGGCCUACCCGGGGAACGGGAGAGCGCCGGCCGCCCACGGCUCGGCCGACGCCGGCGGCAAACCGAGCCCCUUCGCCGAGUCCUCUUCGAGGCCGUUUCCUUCCAAAGAGGCCCUCUCUUUCCCCCCUCUCCACCCGAGGGGGCCGAGGAAAGAGCGGGAGCCACCCGCCGACCACGCCCAGCCGGAACACGCCUCCCCUCCUCUCCCUCCCCCGCCGCCCCCUCCCCCUCCGGCCCCUCCCCCUCCUCCUCCCGGAGAGGACCCGGAGGCCGGAACUCCGAAACCCUCCGGGGCCAACGGCAGAGCGCCCGGCUUGAGCGAGGGCCCGCUGGUGGGGACCAGGGACAGGAGGCAGAAAGGGAGGAAGUCCUCUAAGGAGGCUUUCCGCGAGAAACACCCCACGAAGGCCUUCCCGGACCCUGCCCCGUCGCUCGGCAGCCAGGAAGGAAACCCCAAGUUGGAGUUUGUGGGUCAGGUCCCGAUGCCCGAGCACCUGGGCCCGAGGCUGUGUAAUAACUUUUCCGGUGAGAAGAGCGGCGACAGGGCCCGCCCCCCCCCGGGGGGUCCCAAGGGUCCGCCCGGGCAAGGGGAGGGCCCCGUCAAGGAGUCGCCGGCCCCGCGGAAGCGCACCGUCAAAGUGACCCUCACCCCGCUUAAGAUGGAAGGCGAGAGCCCCACCCGAAACCCGCCGAAGGACGGCAGCCUGGAGACCCCGCCCCCGGGGACCGAGGCGGCCGGGCUGUCCGAGCCGUCGUCGUCCUCGCCGCCGCCUGCCUCGUCGUCCGAGAGCCCCGGGGACGGCCCCGCCGGGCGGCCCGGCCCCCACGACCCCUCGUCCCGGGAGCCCCAGCGGGCUGCCUACCAGGGUCUCCCCGCCCCAGAGCGGAGCCUGCUGCUCUCCGACGGUCCCAAGCCUCAGGACGACGGGGCCUACAAGCGGCGGUACCCCCGCCGCAGCGCCCGAGCCCGCUCCAACAUGUUCUUCGGGCUCACCCCGCUGUACGGCGUCCGGUCGUACGGCGAGGAGGACCUCCCCUUCUACAGCAACUCGUCGGGGAAGAAGCGGGGCAAGAGGGCGGCCGAAGGGCAGGUGGAUGGGGCCGACGACCUGAGCACCUCGGACGAAGACGACCUGUAUUACUACAACUUCACCCGGACGGUCAUCGCCUCCGGCGGAGAGGAGCGGUUGGGGUCCCGUGGCCUGUUCCGGGAGGAGGAGCAGUGCGGCCUCCCCAAGAUCUCUCAGCUGGACGGGGUGGACGACGGGACGGAGAGCGACACCAGCGUCUCGGCCACGGCCCGGAAGGUCCACCCUGUCCCCAAGAGCAACAGCAAAGAGAACGGGACGGACGGCCUAAAGGCGGACCGCCCGGAAGAAGCCGGGGAGAAGGAGCAGGCGGCCAAGGGCGGCGCGGGGCCCAAGGGUGGCGGCGACCCGAAGCUUGACAACUGCCACCCAGGGAGCCGGGGGAAGGCGCCGGGCCAGGACCCGCUGGAGGCCCAGCUCAGCUCGCUGGAGUCCGGCCGCAGGGUCCACGCCGGCCCGCCCUCCGCCGACAAGACGCUGCUGGACACGUACAACACCGAGCUCCUCAAGUCCGACUCGGACAACAACAACAGCGACGACUGCGGGAACAUCCUGCCCUCGGACAUCAUGGACUUCGUCCUGAAGAACACCCCCUCCAUGCAGGCGCUGGGCGAGAGCCCCGAGUCCUCGUCGUCGGAGCUGCUGACCCUCGGGGAAGGGCUGGGCCUGGACGGCAACCGCGCCAAGGACAUGGGGCUCUUCGAGGUGUUCUCCCAGCAGCUGCCCACGGCCGAGCCGGUGGACAGCAGCGUGUCCUCCUCCAUCUCGGCCGAGGAGCAGUACGAGCUGCCGCUGGAGCUGCCCUCCGACCUGUCGGUCCUCACCACGCGCAGCCCCACGGUCCCCGGACAGAACGCCGCCCCCCGGCUGGCCGGCAUCCCCGAGUCGGCGGAGAAGAGGGGGGCCGGGCCGGACAAGGCGGCGGCGGCGGCCUCGGCCGACGGGGACCCGGCCCUCCUGAGCCCCGGCGGGGAGCCGGCGGCCGAGGGCCACGGGACCCCCGACCGCUUCCUGCCGGGCCACCUGGAGGCGGAUCACAUCGCCAGCCCCCCUCCCUGCGGCCCCGGGGAGCCCGGGCGCGGCGGCCCGGAGCUGGCCGGGAACGGCGGGCCGCCCGGCCUCCAGGUGCCCGUCUCGCCCACGGUGCCGCUGCAGAACCCCAAGUACGGCCCCGGCCCCGCCAACAGCCCCGGGCCCUCGCAGAUCUCCAACGCGGCCGUCCAGACCACCCCGCCCCACCUGAAACCGGCCGCCGAGAAGCUCCUCGUGGUCAACCAGAACCUGCAGCCUCUGUACGUCCUCCAGACCCUCCCCAACGGCGUGACCCAGAAGAUCCAGCUGACCCCGCCGGUGGGCUCGGCCCCCAUGGAGGCCAGCGCCUCCGUGCUGGGCCCCCUGGGCGGCGGGGGCGGCGGGGGAGGGGGCGGCGGCGGGCUGGCCCUGGCCCCGAGCCUGAAUCCGGGCCUGCCGACGGCUCAGCCCCUCUUCCCCCGGGCCGGCAAAGAGCUGCUCCCCAUGGCCCACCACCAGCACCUGCACGGCUUCCCGGCGGCCUCCCAGGGCAGCUUCGCUCCUAACAUGGGCAGCCCCCCCUCGGGCCUGCUGGUCGGGGUCCAGCCGGCCCCGGACCCGCAGCUCCUGGUCUCGGAGGCCAGCGUCCCCGCCGCCGCCGCCCCGCCCUCGGGGCUCAGGAAGCGGCCCAUCUCCCGCCUGCAGUCCCGCAGGAGCAAGAAGCUGGCUCCUUCCGGCGGCCCGCCCCCUUCCGCCCUGGCCCCGCCCGACCUGGUCUCCAACAUGACGCUCAUCAACUUCGCCCCCUCCCAGCUGUCCGGCCACACGGGCCUGCUGGACUUGGGGUCGCUCGGCAGCGGCUCGGCCCACCGGACCGUCCCGAACAUCAUCAAGCGGUCCAAGGCCGGGGUCAUGUAUUUCGAGCCGUCGCCCCUGCUGCCCCCCGGCGUGAGCGGGGGGCCGGCCGCGACGGUCGGGCCCGGCCCCGUGGGCCCGGACUCCGGCCGCCUCCCGGGGGGGCCGGCCGCGGGUUCGUCGGUCCUGAACGUCGUGUCCAUGCCGGGCGCCCCGGCUCCCGCCGCGGGAGGGUCGGUCGCCGGCCACGGCUUGGGGCAGCAGGGCUCGGUGGCCCUGACCGGCCCCAGGCUGCUCGGGGCCCCGGACGUCGGCUCCAUCGGCGACCUCUUGAUCAAAGCCGGCCAGCAGAGCCUGGGCCUUCAGGAGCAGCCUCUGCCGCCGCCGCCGCCGCCGCAGCAGCAGCAGCAGCACAUGGCCCUCCCCCCUGGCUCCGGCGUGUUCCCCCAGAUGGGAGCGUCCCAGACCCCGUCCGCCGCAGCCGUGACCACCGCCUCCGGCGUCUGCGCGCUGCCCUCGGCCCAGACCCUGGGCGCGACGGUCCCGCCGUCGGCCGGGGACCGGGAAGGGCCCUACGGGCUCCAGCACGUGACCCAGCUCCUGGGGGGCAAAGCCGGGUUGUCGUCUUCCCAGCCGGACCAGGCCUCGGCCGCCGGAACCCAGCCGUCCGGCUAUCCCCAGCUCGUGGAUGGGCCCGGCGGCGCCGAGCCCGAGCAGAGCAAAGCGGCAGCGUCGGCCGGGCCCGCCGGCUCGGCCUCGCCCGGUGGGUCCCCGUCUCCCGGGCGGCCGGCGCCCCCGGGCCCCGCCAGGCCGAAGACGAAGGCCAAGCGGAUCCCGCCCCCGUUGGACCAGGGCAGUGGCAAGAAGCACAAGGCCUCCCACGGGUGUUGGGCCGGUUCCCCCGAAGCUCCUGCUCCAGAUGCUGACACGUCAUCCCCGGACGUGGGGCAAGCAACGGCUCUCCCUGAGUCUCGGACAGCGUCGAGUCCCCCAAACGAGCGAGGGAGUGCAGAGCCGAAAGCCGCCGAGGAAGAGGAGAACACCUUCAGCUCCCCGCUGAUGUUCUGGCUCCAGCAGGAACAGAGGCGGAAGGAGAGCGUCGGCGAAAAGAAGCCCAAGAAAGGGCUGGUCUUCGAGAUUUCGAGUGAUGACGGUUUCCAGAUCUGUGCUGAAAGCAUCGAGGAUGCCUGGAAGUCCCUGACCGACAAAGUUCAGGAGGCACGAUCCAACGCCCGUCUGAAGCAGCUCUCAUUCGCAGGUGUGAGCGGCCUGCGGAUGCUGGGGAUCCUCCACGACGCGGUGGUGUUCCUCAUCGAGCAGCUGUCCGGCGCCAAACACUGUCGCAACUACAAGUUCCGCUUCCACAAGCCGGAGGAGGCCAACGAGCCCCCGCUGAACCCUCACGGCUCGGCUCGGGCCGAGGUCCACCUGAGGAAGUCGGCAUUUGACAUGUUCAACUUCUUGGCUUCGAAACACCGCCAGCCCCCCGAGUACAACCCCAACGAUGAGGAAGAGGAGGAGGUACAGCUGAAGUCGGCUCGGAGGGCCACCAGCAUGGAUCUGCCCAUGCCCAUGCGGUUCCGACAUCUGAAGAAGACUUCCAAGGAGGCCGUCGGGGUCUACAGGUCUGCCAUCCACGGCCGGGGGCUGUUCUGCAAGAGGAACAUCGACGCGGGGGAGAUGGUCAUCGAGUAUUCCGGGAACGUCAUCCGCUCCAUCCUGACGGACAAGCGGGAGAAGUAUUACGACGGCAAGGGCAUAGGCUGUUACAUGUUCCGCAUCGACGACUCGGAAGUGGUGGACGCCACCGUGCACGGCAACGCGGCCCGCUUCAUCAACCACUCGUGCGAGCCCAACUGCUACUCGCGGGUCAUCCACAUCGACGGGCAGAAGCACAUCGUCAUCUUCGCCAUGCGCAAGAUCUACCGCGGCGAGGAGCUCACGUACGACUACAAGUUCCCCAUCGAGGACGCCAGCAACAAGCUGCCCUGUAACUGCGGUGCCAAGAAGUGUCGGAAGUUCCUCAACUAGCCCGCCGCUCCCCAGCCUCCCCCCCACCCCCCGCCUCCGUGGGGGCCGGGAGGGGUCCAAGAGCCGGCAGAGCUAUGGGGCCUGCCGCUGAGAAGCCCGCUGCCGGCGGGGUCCUCCUUCCGACCCCCGUCCGGGCGGCACCCCCCUGCACGGCCCCUGCCGAGAGAGGGAUGGCGAUUCAGAAAAGAUCCCCCGGGUGUUCACCCCCUGGCCCGGCCAACGCCGAAGCGGGGUGGGUGGGCGGCGCCCUUGGGGGGAGGUGGCACUCUGCCGGCCCGUUUGUCCCGCGCUGUUGCUGUAGCAGGCGGAAGAGCCAUCCAGAAUGAGCAGAGACCCUCCAGCGCCAGGUUCUCCCUCCC